AUGCCUUGGACACGAUGCAUUGCGCCAACGACGGCAAUACGACUUUUAUUGAUAUCAGCUGUAUUCGCGGAAAAAUAUAGGAGUGGCGUGCUCCAGAAAUACGGGACGACUUCUCACCUUUGGAUUCAUCCAUUCCAAACCCAUCGACUAAAUGACAUUUGGGCCUUUGGCAAAGUUUUGACUGGAAUUUGCCUUGAACGCUGGAGACUGCUCCGCUGCCAAAUCUCUAAAGCAGAUUGCUAA
This is a messenger RNA of Penicillium paradoxum, 243 nucleotides long. RefSeq lists its product as uncharacterized. The record is from RefSeq and is a predicted model, not a curated record. Lineage: Eukaryota; Fungi; Ascomycota; Eurotiomycetes; Eurotiales; Aspergillaceae. The coding region runs from base 1 to 243 and encodes 80 amino acids. The transcript is spliced from 2 exons.